Messenger RNA from Capra hircus (goat), 4863 nucleotides. RefSeq names its product regulator of G-protein signaling 22 (gene RGS22). NCBI's taxonomy places the organism in Eukaryota, Metazoa, Chordata, Mammalia, Artiodactyla, Bovidae. Gene Ontology annotation, molecular function: G-protein alpha-subunit binding. The record is from RefSeq and is a predicted model, not a curated record. The transcript has 26 exons. Gene Ontology annotation, biological process: regulation of signal transduction. Bases 84 to 3866 code for a protein of 1260 amino acids.
CCGUUCCCGAGACCCGACGGCCCGCGCCGGUGGCGUCUUGACGGCCCGCGCGGGUGCCGGGGGCGCGGGGCGCGGGCGGCGGCAUGCCCGAGAGGCGGCUCAGCGUCGAGCCACCAACUAUUACAGAAGAAGGAUUUGAAGAUUCUUUGGCGACAGAUGGUUUCCUUGUGGACUACUUUAAUGAAUUCCUAAGCCUUCCAACCUUUUCAGAGGCAGUUAGAUUUAAUGUGGUCUAUGGAGUUUUUGAAGUAGUUAACAAUGCUCCACAACUUCUGGAAAAGCAGUUGAAAAAAAUUCUACUAAACCAGCGACCUCGAAAUCCUAUCUAUGAUGUUGUAAGGAAAGGAAAGAGUGAUGUUAAACCUGUUCAAGUGAACGCCCCUCACGAAGAUGAGACCAUUAAUGUCAACUACAAUAUCAUGUGUCUCAAUCGUGAACAAGGUAUUCACUGGGUCAAAAAAGAAAGACUUCCAACAUUUCUGGAAAGUGAUUGUUACUUUGAAUACAGGUUAGCCAAAUUGAUUUCACAAGUAAGAUGGAGUGAAUCAGGCAUGAAUAUCAUAUUAGGUACAGAGUUUUCACCCUGGGUCCCGAAAAAACCACCCAGUCCACCACCUCCUCCUGUUGAAGAAGAUGAUGUUAUAAUUAUGAAAAAGUUCUACAUUUCUCUGGGCGAGGCCUCCUAUACUCAAACAAAAGAUUGGUUUGCCUUAGCAAAACAAUGUCAGCAAACAGUACCAACCUUUUCAUUACCAUCUUGUGUUUUCCACGACAAAACGGAGUCACCAAUUGUUUCAUCUGUUUCUGAGAGUUUUAUCUUUGAUGAUGGAGUUCACCCCAGGACGAAAAAGGGCCUAUUAAAAACCACUAGAUUAAUCUCCGAAUUUGAAGAAGAUGGGUCUGUAUCUCUACAGGACACUCCUUCUCAAGCUCUUCUGAGGAUAUACCUUGAAAAGCAACAGAAUGUUGAUAAAAGCCUGACACUGCACUUCUCAACAUGUGAAGAGUUUUUAAGAUCUUACGUCUCCUUUAUUUUGAGAGUGGCAAUUCAUCAAAUUCUUGGAGCAACACUUAGAGAAAGCCCAGAUUACGUAAAUUUCAGAAACGUAACAGAAGUGGUAUUUGAUGACAUUGGGGGGCCUACCUCUAGCAAGAAUGUUUUGUUCGAUGAAAUGCUAAGGGAAAAGUCGGAAAACGUGUUAGAACAAGCAGUUUCAAAACCUGACAGCGUUGGACUCGACAGCAGGGCUGAUUGGUGUAUUUCUCACAAAACUUAUGACAUUGGCAAUAGAAAGGAGUUUGAAAGAUUUAAGAAAUUUUUAAAAGGUACCUUAGGGGAGAAAUAUUGGUGGCUAUGGAUGGAUAUUGAGAGGUUAAAAGUUCUUAAGAAUCCUGGAAGACAUCAAAGACAUAUUGAGAAGAUGAAAAAAUGCUUUUUAGUGAGCAGUGGAGAUUACUACCUUUCUGCAGAAGUCUUAUCAAAAUUUAAACUACUAGAUGGAUCUCAGUGGAAUGAAGAACACUUAAAAAAAAUUCAGACUGAGGUUGUAAAACCUUUACUUCUUUAUUGGGCACCAAGAUUCUGUGUUACUCAUACCUCCUCAACAAAACAUGCUAGUGCUGAACUGAAAUUCUGGCACCUUCGUCAAGAGCAACCAAGGAAGGAUGUUGACCCUUUCCCACAAAUGGCAACCCUCUUGCCGUUAAGACCCAAAUCUUGCAUUCCACAGUUAUCUGAGAUGCAGAAAGAAGAAUCCAGUUUACUACAACUUCCUAAAUCUCCCAAGAAAUCACCUAGAGUAAAGACAGCAGUUUAUAAACCUUGGAAGAGUGAGUCUUCGAAUCCAGUUUCUUCUAAGGAUGUGAUUGAGAAAGGGUCAAGGCACAUGUCAGAAAGCAGCAAAGUUAUUCGUUUAACAUCUUUUACUGACAUUUCUGAAUGUCUGAAGCCCCAGCUGGAUAGAAGAUAUACCUAUACAGAAGAACCUUUGAUUAAAACCAUGGGCGAUGGUGCCUUGGGAGGAUUUGACAUGGAGAAUUUGUUGCAAUCUUUGUAUGUAGAAAAUAGAGCUGGAUUCUUCUUUACUAAAUUCUGUGAGAACUCAGGGAACAAGUUGUGGAAGAACUGUGUGUACUUUUGGUUUGACCUACAAGCUUAUCAUCAGCUUUUCUACCAAGAAACCCUUCACCCUUUUAAAGUAUGCAAGCAAGCUCAAUAUCUUUUUGCCACAUACAUUGCUCCUUCAGCCACUCUUGACAUUGGACUUCAACAGGAAAAGAAAAGAGAAAUUUAUAUGAAAAUACAACCACCAUUUGAAGACCUUUUUGAUGCAGCAGAAGAAUAUAUCCUCCUCCUCCUUCUUGAGCCUUGGACAAAGAUGAUAAAGUCAGACCAAGUUGCUUAUGGAAAGGUGGAGCUGGUGGAAGAAACUAGACAGCUAGAUUCCACAUACUUGAGAAAGCUACAGGCUUUGCAUAAAGAGACAGUUUUCAAGAAAGCUGAGGACACUACUUGUGAAAUUGGAACUGGUAUUUCACCACUUCCUCAUGUCUCUAAAAAAACAGAAUACUGGAAUAUGGUUCCUGAAGAAUAUAGGCAUUUUAAUUUUAAUGAACUGCUUAACAACAAACUGGAGUUUGAACAUUUCCGCCAGUUUCUUGAAGCUCAUUUUUCAAGCAUGGACCUUAUGUGCUGGACAGACAUUGAACAGUUCCGAAGAAUAACUUACAGAGAUCGAAAGCAAAGGGAGGCAAAAUCUAUAUAUAUUAAAAAUAAAUACCUUAAUAAAAAAUAUUUCUUUGGGCCCAACAGUCCAGCUUCUGUGUAUCAACAGGACCAGAUAAUGAAUUUAAGUGGUGGCUGGGGAAAGAUUCUUCAUGAGCAACUUGAUGCAGCUGUUCUAAUUGAAAUUCAGAAGCAUGUCCUAAAUAGACUAGAAAAUGUUUGGUUGCCGUUGUUUCUUGCAAGUGAACAGUUUGCAGCACGUCAAAAGAUAAAGGUACAGAUAAAAGAUAUAGCUGAAGAGCUUUUACUACAGAAGCGUGAAAGGAAAAUUGGAGUCUGGAAGCCUGUGGAGAGUAAGUGGAUAUCUUCAUCUUGUGAAAUCAUUGCUUUUCGUAAAGCUUUAUUGAAUCCAGUUACUGCAAGACAAUUUCAACGCUUUGUGGCUCUAAAAGGAGAUUUAUUGGAAAAUGGGGUGCUCUUUUGGCAAGAAGUACAAAAAUAUAAGGACUUGUGCCAUUCUCAUUGUGAUGAGUCUGUCAUACACAAGAAGAUUAUGACUAUUAUCAACUGCUUUAUUAACUCCAGCAUCCCCCCAGCUUUACAAAUUGACAUUCCAGUAGAGCAAGCCCAGAAGAUUAUUGAACACAGGAAGGAGUUGGGACCGUAUGUAUUCAGAGAGGCACAGAUGACAGUUUUUGGAGUUCUGUUUAAAUUUUGGCCUCAGUUCUGUGAGUUUAGGAAGAACUUAACUGAUGAAAAAAUUAUGAGUGUUUUGGAGAGAAGACAAGAAUAUAGUAAGCAGAAAAAGAAAAUGGCAGUCAUAGAAGAUGAAAAAUUUGUAAAGGAUGGAAUCAAACAAUAUUCAAGUACUUCAGGAUCUGUUCUCAAAACAGCUACUUUAACGAGUGACCCAGGCUUAGGCAUGCAAGCGUACGGCCGACAGCCAACCUGGUGCUACUCAAAGUACAUAGAAGCCUUAGAACAGGAACGGAUUCUUCUUAAAAUUCAGGAGGAGCUGGAAAGAAAGCUGUUUGCAGCCACACCAUCGUUCACAAAUUUCAAGUCUGCUGCUUCCACCCUGUCUCUGAAAAAGACCGUGUCCUCCCACAACAUCCAGAGUGAGUAUCAGGCGGCAGUCUGACCUUCCUGUCAGAACUCUGCCUCUCCCCUGGCCACCUGGAGAGGGCAGAAAGGGAUGAGGACUGACUCCCUCCCAACGGCUCCGACCCCCAAGUUGGGAGAGUUUCAGAGUGUAGGUGUCCCAUCUCUUUGUGUCUGUUUUCUUCUCUUUUGCUGAGGAGGAAAGACUAUGACAUACACGCAGCACCGCAUACCGUUUCCAGACUGACAGCACUCAUGGGAGUGUAUAUCCUGCUGCUAGGUGCAGCAGAAGUCCAUAGACUGAAUUGAUCAGUCCCAUCCAUGUCCCUCUGACUCACACGCUAAUGCACAUGGACAUCUGCACAAUGUGCACGCACACACCUACUUACACUCUCCACUAACAAAUUAACAGGCAGGAGUAACUUGCCUCCCUUUUGAACGGCACAGUCUCCUGCAUAGGAAGGCCCCUGGGGAAUGAUCAUUUAUUGCUUCUGUCUACUCCUUAUCUAGUUUUCUCUUCCGCAGAGAACAUUUAUAGAAGAAUGGGCUCAGUUUUCCAAGGUUUUGCAAGCUGAGUUUUUCUAAGUCCCAUCUUCCCAAGAUGGGAAUACAAGAAGGAACUGAUAAUUAAUAACUGAAAACCAAGCUGGGGUCCUUCUCUCAUACAGAUACUGAUGUGUUUAUACAGUUUUGAUCAGAUACUAAUGUUAGAGUUUUUAACAAUGCCCUUAGAAAGUAGUAUUACUAGUGUAAUGUAAUAUAUGUGCAACCCAUUGAACUAAAACUCAAAGGACCCAGUAAAAGUCCCAUUUCUCUUCUAUUUUGUAGCUUAGAUUUUUGUUUCUCAAAAUCCUUAGUUUUCUGGUUCUUGGGAGGAUAUGAUGAUCAGGCCUUUAUGUUCUUAGCCUGCUCAUCUCUCUUCUUUUCAGAUUUGUCCUUAACCACUGUGCUCCUGUCAGUUCCCUUACCCCUUAGACGAACAUCACGGUGCCUCCAGCAUUAGGGUGUGCUGACUCAUUCGCUAACUUUUUAGAUCC